AUGCCUAGCAUGACGCAUGAUAGUUCCCGGUCAGAAAGGCAUCCCCCCACCAACUCUCGCCCUUCGGUGAUUGCCAAAGUGCUCUUGUCUACAUCUGCCACUCCAGCUGUGCAACCCACGUCGUCCGCACCUUCGUUUGGUUUGCACGAGCGACAGCAUCGCAGUCGCCCUCCGUCUAUAGUCACGUCAAAAAUGUAUACGAGUCCCGGGGGACAGUAUCACGACCGACCUAUUCCGGCCAUCCCAGCUAAAUUUGACCUGUCCUCACCUCGACAGGACAUGCCUUCUUACUUGCAGCCUGACACAUCUAGCAUGCUCGCAACCAUAUCGCGAUGCGCAACGUUCUCUACGUCAAUCAAGCCACCAGAUGUGCCUAAUAAGUCGCGGGAGAACUCGACAUCCGCGUCAACAGCGGCGGUGGAAGCUGCAGCAGUAGGGGUGGCAGCCCUCGAGCGCGAAAUCGAGCGGAUGAAGAUCGAGAGCCGAUUCCGUCAAAUCGCGUACGACCAACUGGCUGCAAAGCACCAAACGUUGGUGCUUCGGUCCGCCAACAUGUGUAGCCAAAGCACGGUCACCGACUGCAUUGAUCAAGUUGCCCAAGGGACCAACACGGACGUUGAUUACGAGCGUGAAAUGUCCAAACUCACCACCAAAAUCUCGUCCUUCCAAUUUCUCCAAGAAGUAGAUCGCAACUUAAUGGAGUCCAUGCGUCGCGACCACACCACACAACAGUCGGAUUUUCUGGCUGCCAAGGCCAGCCUCGAAACGCGACUUCAGGACGUGACACUGGACCUUCAAACUGCUGAAGCCGGGCGUAGCACUACGUUGCAACAAGUUCACGACUUGUCCACUGCUUUGGCCUCAAGUCAGUCGUCGAAGGCAGCUCUUCAGAAUGGCCUGGAGCAGCUGGAAGGCGAGUGCAGGCAAGCAACACAUUCGUACGCAGCUUAUCUUCGGCAACAAGAAGUCAAUGCUGUCGAGUUUAACAUGACAGAGAGGUUGCUCAAAGAAGAAAGGAACGAUCUCGAACGCAACUACCAUGAAAUGAAGCAACAGCAUCAGUCGGCGAUCACGAACAUUCGAGAUAUGGAGCAUUUAACUUUGCGUUUGCAAGGUGAUCUGACCAGAGUCACUGUCGAAUUGGAGGCCCAACAAAAGGCCAUGAGCCUGGCUCAGUCCGACAGCAGCGCGCUUCAAGCCAAGUGCGUUGCGAUGUCAGCAGCAUACGACGCUGUAUCUGCAAAGCUGGCUGCCACGCAAAACGAAUUGACAGCACAAUCACAAUUGAUGACACAGAUGCAUCAAACACACAAUGCCGAUAGUGAUAUGGUGGCCACGUUGACAAGGCAGCUGCGGGAAUUGCAGGACGCCAAGGACUUGAUGCAAGCCGUCCACGAACGGCACACCCAAGCCUGUGAUGACGUAACCCGUGCGCUUCAAGCCAAAUGCGUCGCAAUGGCCACUGCAAACGACGCUGUUUCCGAAACGUUGACUGCUACGCAAGGCGAAUUGACGAGGCAGUUGCAGGUGGUGGCUCAAAUGAAAGUUCAGCACACUGCCGAUAGCGACCUUGUAGUUGCGUCGCAGCGCCUGCUGAAGGAUACCAAGGACAGAAUGGACGCAGCCCAAGCUCGACAAGUCCAAGCGUGGGAUGUCGAGCGGGGGUGCUUGAAGGAGCGCGUGGCCAUCUUGGAAGACUCGAUCGAAGGCCUUCGCUUGACCAACGAUGCGUGGCAGGUCAAGUACCAAGCCAUGCACUGCCGCGUGGGGGACAUGACGUCGCAGUUGGAAGCUCUGCAGCUCCAGUGCGCAGAUGCGUUGUCCACAAGCGACGACACAAAUGCAAAGUGCGCGCGGGACAUGGACCACUUGGCGCGCACAAAUGUCGACUUGCACGACGCGUUGGUGGCACUCACAGCGCAGCACGAGGCGAAUUGCAACCACUACGACCUUGCAGUCGAGCGAAUCGAAGCGUUGGAAGUAGCGGGCGCUCAAACCACCGUCAAGUUGAACCUGGCGGCGUGUCAUCGCGAGAUGCUGGUUCAAACAUUGAUCAAACUAGACGACCAGUGGACCCAAGCCCUAGCGUUGGCGUCACAGAACGCUCAAACGGAGGGGGCAGCCGCAGUGGCGGCGAAAGAGAAGCAAUGUGCUGAGCUGAGGGAUCAAAUUGUGUCGAUGGACGCGAUGUUACAUUCGUCAACUGAAUUGAACGACGCCCUGGCUCGGAAAUGCGACGACUUGGAAGCGCAGUGCCGAGUGGCAGAUGCCUUCAAAGACUCGUGCCAUGAACUCUUGGCCCGAUGCGACAGCCAAGACGCGUGGUUCGAUGCCGUCGACAGAGUACAGCUUCCACCGACGCCAACCCUGAAUGAACCAGUGCUAUCCCCCACCAUGGAAACACAACCGACGGACGACAUAUUCCAUGGAAGUUAUGAAGUUGUGGCGGAGAUAGCACCAAUGGAAAUGAUCGAGAAACAGGACGAUGGACGUAUCGUGGCGGUGGUGGUGGGGGCGUACCGGGUUCAAGCUGGGUUGGUGUCGGCCCAAGAGGAUGGAUGGUCGUUACCCAUGCUGCAGUGGGAGGUGGACCAACACUUGUGCAAAGUUGAACACGCCGUGUCCCCCUCCUCCUCCAAGAUCGUCAGGCGCCACUCCCUCUGUAUCCACCGCUCCCACAGCCCCGACGAGGAUGCCCCCAAGACCACGACCGCGUUUUGGGCCAACCUGUUUCACCACCUUGGCAUUCUCGAGUCCAAGGCCGUUCAAAAGAUGGUGGUGGUGCAUCCGUGUGGCUGGCACGACGACGACGAAGGCAGCGCCGUCCGCCAACUGCUGACGGAGCACCACGUGCAUCGAGUCAUCGUCACGACCACGGCCCAAAUGGCACUGAAAGCUGCGGGCAUGAGCACCGGCCUCGUCGUCGAGUUCUGUGUCGACGGCACGUUUGUCAUCCCGAUCUACGACGAUGCGAUUGUGGCCCACGCAGUCAUACAAGUGAACGUGGGGGAGAUGACGCUGCUCGAACGAACGACGUCACUCGUUCGUGUCGUAUCCCCUGCAUUCGCCGCCUUGGCCCACGUCGAUCAAAUGCACUUGGCAUCGGCCAUCAUUCAACGCCACGGCCGCGUGCGCUACGACAUGGAGCCCUCGCAACCGACGGUGAUUGCGUUGAACGACGGCAUCGGCCAUCCGUUUCGUGUCAUGUUGGACGGGGAAUUGCAUCUGGGGCCUGAAGUGUACUUUGAAGAUCCUUCCAUGGAUGGCACCGUGCCCGCGGCGUUGCUGGCGAGUUUGGAUCGAUGCGACCCCAUGUACAUGGACACGUUUUGCGGGUCGGUGGUGUUGACUGGCGCCAUGGCCAAGCUGCCCGGUCUCAAGCGGCGACUGGUCAAGGAAGUGGUGCUCGCACGUCCGGAACUGCUGGGACAGCUCUUUGUGGACGUCCCAGAUGCGUCCGACAUGCAGCCGUACUGGGGAGCAUGCACGUACGCCAAGUACGCCGCGGACGACGAAUGGACCCAACAGGAACGAAGCCACGCCACGACAAUAUUGUAA
Aphanomyces astaci is the source of this 3558-nucleotide messenger RNA. RefSeq lists its product as hypothetical. NCBI's taxonomy places the organism in Eukaryota, Oomycota, Saprolegniomycetes, Saprolegniales, Verrucalvaceae. The coding region runs from base 1 to 3558 and encodes 1185 amino acids. The record is from RefSeq and is a predicted model, not a curated record. The transcript has 10 exons.